Ficedula albicollis (Collared flycatcher) is the source of this 5398-nucleotide messenger RNA. It is a transcript of the gene GABARAPL2, whose product is annotated as GABA type A receptor associated protein like 2. Gene Ontology annotation, molecular function: ubiquitin protein ligase binding. The record is from RefSeq and is a predicted model, not a curated record. Bases 99 to 452 code for a protein of 117 amino acids. The transcript is spliced from 4 exons. Gene Ontology annotation, cellular component: autophagosome; cytosol; autophagosome membrane. Lineage: Eukaryota; Metazoa; Chordata; Aves; Passeriformes; Muscicapidae. Gene Ontology annotation, biological process: cellular response to nitrogen starvation; autophagosome assembly; macroautophagy.
UGUGACAGGGACCGUGAGAGCAACAGGCCCGGCACGAGCCCCCGCCCCCCGCACACGGGCCUCGCCGCCUCUGGCUUCGCUCCCCGCCCGCCGGCACCAUGAAGUGGAUGUUCAAGGAGGACCACGCGCUGGAGCACAGAUGUGUCGAGUCCGCAAAAAUCCGAGCCAAAUACCCCGAUCGUGUCCCGGUCAUAGUGGAGAAGGUCUCAGGAUCUCAGAUUGUUGAUAUUGACAAGAGGAAGUACUUAGUUCCGUCGGACAUCACCGUGGCCCAGUUCAUGUGGAUCAUCAGGAAGAGGAUUCAACUGCCAUCUGAGAAGGCAAUAUUCCUCUUUGUAGACAAGACUGUCCCACAAUCGAGCUUAACUAUGGGACAACUUUAUGAGAAGGAAAAGGAUGAGGAUGGAUUCUUGUAUGUUGCCUACAGUGGAGAGAACACAUUUGGUUUCUGAAUGGUGGGGCUUGGCUAUUGUACCAUCCUGCUGUGUAUCUUGUAAAUAGCUGAUCAUUUUCUGUUCUGCCAUCCUCAGAAGUUCCUUCUAUAUUACAUGCAUUUGUAACUGGAUUUAUUUCUUAAUAUAUUGCUAGGUCUUGUUUUAUUAGACUGUUAAAUUAUAAAAAGAAAGUUUUGUUGGUUUUGUGCAUUUUUUUCUCAUGGCUAUGAAUUCCCAGAGCCUCAGUUCUUUGGGGGGGAUACAUUUGAUGACAUUGAUUAAACAAUAAAGCAAAGUAGUUGGGCAACUAAAACUAGAAGAGAAGAACACACAUUUAUUCUGUUUUGAGAUGUCAGUUUAAGAAAAAUAAAAACAGUAAGUUAGUAUUGGGAACACUGGAUUUGCUAGCUUAUCCAAAGCCAGGAGCAAGAUGCUGAUCGUGUUGAAUUGAGCUAGUAGGUUCCUCUAUCUCAAUUAACAAACAAGUACAAUAAAAAUUCCUGUCACAAACAGGCAGUGCUGUCAUUUCUUUACCUCCAUUUUCACCAGAAAGUUACUCAUCACAUUUACUAGAUGCUACACAGCUGUUUCUUUACUUACUAGACAUUGUAUAGCUUCUCAAACUUUAGUGUGUGGCUGAUGAGACCCCAAAGAAAGAGUUCUUUGUAGGUUUCAAAUCCAAUAGCUUCAGAGCUACAGUAUCUCACAGCUACUUCUUUUUUACAGACAAAGAGGCAAACCCUUGGAUUGUGUGGGAGAGGGUGGAAAAACCAGCUAAUUGACCUAAUUGCACAGUGCUGGAUAUGACACUCUGAUAUUAAACGAUAAUGCUGGGUUGAAGAAGUAGCAUCACUUUCAUCUUCCUAGGCCAGCAAGGAAAAACUAAAUAGUGUUAACUUAGAUUCCUAUUAAAAGUUUUAAUUCAUUUUCACACUAUGUGGUGCCUAAGAAUCUAGUUUUUAAAAUGCUUCUAGUUACAGUGGAAAUUUGCCACUUUCCAAGCGUAAAUCAAAUUAACUCAAAUCCCCAUGAAAAUACAUUAUGCCUAGAAUUGUUUAGCUCUGCAGUCAAUCACAAGUAUUGGCAAAAGGACUCCAAAAUGUAAAUGUAGGAGCCUGUGAAAUGUUGACACUAACCUAUUACUGAGGCUUGUCACAGUAACUGUGAUGCAUGUGCUUACUGCAUCUGAAAAUGUGCUAUUGAUCUCAGUAAGCCUUUCAUUAUUCAGAAUAGCACCGCAUUGUAAACCACUGCUUUAGGAAACAUUCUGUCAGUGCUUCCAUCCUGAAUUACUUCUGACCCCCUUUUCACACAUUAAUGUUUACUCUUAACAGAAUUUUUGAUUCAGAAUGAAGAAGGUGGUUUCACCUGUCAUUUUUUAAGUUACCUUUUAUUACUGGAAAAUGUCCUGCUUCUUUUAUGCUGAAAUGUUACAGUUUUUCUACAGUUAUCAAGUAAUAUUUUUUCUUAGCUGUUCACAGAGGAGUAAGAAACACUUAAAAAUGCUAGAAAAAGUUAAUUACAUGCUAACAGAUGUAUCUAAAAGCAAGGAAAUAUGUUAAGAUUGAGGUAACUUAUGGAUUACCCUUCAUAAGCCCCUAAAACCCCCACAUAACUGCUCUCUUUAACAUCUCUGUAUUUAUUAGUUCAGAUUUAGGACCCAGACAUGCAAGUAGUUCCAGAGAACAUAAGGAUAAAUACUCUAUAGCAGUAACUUCACUUUUCAUCUGCAGGUACACUUAAAAUGGCAAUAAAACAUCAAGAAGUUUCCUUUUGAAAUGCAUCAGUGAAAUGCAUCCCUUUGGAUAGUUCAUUCCUGUAAAAUUAGAUAAAGCCUUUGAUCCCAUAUGAUCUUCAUUUUCUGUUAACCCUUCAAUUUAUGCACUGAACAAGAAAUGAAGAAAUAUCUCACUGUUCCUACAGCAACAUCUCUAUGUCACUUAUCUUUAAGCUAAAUUGAAAUGUCAUCUCCAAUAUAACUAAACCAGUACUGGACGAAUUUAGUAUUCAGUAAAUAUUUAGUAUUCAGGCCAAAUUUAGACCAAUUAGAUGGUCUUUCCUCAAAAAUUAUCUUGCUUCUACAUAUGUAUAUGUUAAUUGUAUUAUGUACCUAUCAUUGCUACAGCCCUCUUAUGACAUUAUCAGAUAGUCUGAGAGAGAACUCCAACACCUUUCUUUUCCUCCUUGCCAACAGAAUUCUCCUGCCCUUAGCAGCACAACCCUAGCUCUUCCUUUCCUCUAGUGCUUAAUGGAUUUAUUGCAGAGGUCUUUUAACUCCUAGUGAAAGGAUACAUCUUGUUUUGGGCUCACGGUUUGUUUUUCUAUAAAUACAGUAAAUAGUCUUUGAUUUAUUCGGAAUGUACUGAGAUCAGUAAGCCUUCCAGCCUGUGUUAACGUGAGCAGUGGAAGCACACUGUGAAGAUCAAAACCUUGCCUUUCCAAAGACAGGGGGAUGCUAGCAUCUGGUCUCAUGGAACUGCAGCCUCAAACAGAUUGAUGACUCCUACCCUUGGACAAAACCACUUGCUUCUAUGUCCUGGUCUUGACUUCGUUAAAAGAUAAGCAGGCAGUCUGUCCUGCCUUCUUACUAUGAUUAAAAACAGAAUGAAGUCUGUAACAGUGACACUGCUAAAGACAUCCACUCAAUGAUUACAGUUUCUUUGUCCUGGCAAUUAGGAGCCAUUGGUCCCCAAAAAAGUUUGGGAUAGGCAAGGACCUAUCUGGAUAAUAUAGAUGUGCUCAUUUUACACAUACGGUGGGAAUCUUGAUGCCCUCCUAUGCUCUGCUGCUCCCACUGCCAAUUGUUUGCUUGUCCUCAUUUAACAUGCACUGUGGGCACUUCAUUCCUUCUACUUCUGUCCCUGCUAACUCUGCUCUCCUGUGGCAGUCUCUGCAUUGUACUGUCCUCACCCUGCCUUGCCUAUCUGUUUUUCGGGGUGUCAGCUAUCUCAGCGCAAAGGAGUGAUACAGGCUUGGAACAUGUCAACUGUUACUUUCCAGAAGCAAUUCUUCCAAAGGCCUGUUGACAAUGAUCCAAGUUUAGUCUGCUACCUUUUACAAAGGCAGAGACUGUUCUUUCCUAUCUCUGCAUUCUUCCCAUCUGAUUUUUAGAGCAGUUUCAUGGUAUUGCCAACAGCAUUUCCUGACAUUUUGGAAUGAAACAGAUGCAGCUUUUAGAUACUGAUUUUCCAUCACAGAAAUGCCAUCAGUUGAGGAUGAGAUCCCACAGGCUUAGCCCCUCAGCCUUUUAAAUGCUAUUCUGUUUCAGCUCCUUCCCUCUCCGCAUAUUUACUGACUUGCUCUAGGCUUAAAUAUGUCCUCAAUUCCAUCCCAAAAGUGAAGUUAGCACCAGUGUUCAGCACCUCAAAAACUACUUUUAAACCUGACAAGUAACAGAAAAGCAGCAGUCUAGUGUUCACAAGUAUUUUAGAAAUGCACAAAAAAUCUUACAAGAAACAAUCCUAACAGUCAGGCUCAAACUUUAGAAAAGAGUUAAAAGAAUUUAAACCAUAUAACUACUUAUCUGAAAACUGAUGCAAGACUAUAGAACUAGUCUUGUGUAAUCCAUUUUAAUAUCACAGCUGGAUAGGAAAUGGGAACAUUCCAGUCUGGUCAGCAGGUUUGCUGCAGGCAUUGUUGAUUAACUAUGGGAAACUAGGUAUGGUAAGUUAAUAGUUUCUGCAAGAUUUCAGUGAAGAACAAAGGUAAAUUUCAGGAACCUGGAAAUCUACUGAUAGCUCUUUAGGUACACUAUAGAACUCUGCCCUUGGAAUGCUACUUGCUCAAUUACAGGAACAGCUACCAUUUAUCUUCAGCAGUUUACCCUGUAGCCCAUGUGCAAUGGCAUCUGGUAAUUUUUUUCCUCUGAUGACUACUGCAAGUCCCUAAUCUCCAUAAUCCCUUGCCCUCUACAGACACAAACUUACUUCCCCCUCAACCAGUACAACUGGUCUUUCUGCAUGUUAGUGCUGGAUUUGAGUGAAUGGGCAUAUAUGCACACAAUUAAAGUUGUUGUUUCUUCAAGAAGAGAACUAUUCUUACUUGACAAGUCAACCUAAGUGCAAAGUAAAAAGGAUUUGGUGCUAUCAAUUCUCAGACUGUAAUGUAAUGUAUGCUGUUUGGUCCCAUAAGUAGCUCAGUAGGUUGACAGCAAAGGCUGUUUGGAGAGCUGCUGUGCCCAUUUUCCAGAUCCAAAACGAUAGGGUACCAAAGAACAAAAAAAAAAUUCAAAUCACUAAAGAAUUUUCAAGUUCUAAAUUAUCCACUUCUUUCAUCCAGCCAUUGCUUUGUCCAAGUAUUUUAUGAAUUGUGGUUUACAACAGAAAAAUACAAAAGGAGAAUGUUCUCAGUAGCAGUUGAAAUUGCUCACAAAAGGCAGUAACUGGGACAGAAGAUUUAAGGAGGGUUACACACUGCUUCCCCCACAACUGCUCACAAUGUUGACUGUCUUGCCAUGCAGAUGUUAACAGGUAAUAAAGCAUAAUGACAAGACACUAGAAGAGACAAGCCAGAGACUACUUUCAAUACUCCCCAAAGCAUCUCCACUUUUGCCAGGCUAUUAAUGAACACAAUGAACACAAGUGACAUAAAUGGCUGAGGCAUUUCUGCUUUUAAUUGACCAUUUUCCACAGGGGGGUGCGGAGAUGGACACUGAAAAACAGGUAAACGUUUGCCUGUAAUUGCACAGGAUUGGCCAAUUUGAACCAAAUCGUUCAGGAGUUUUCUUUCCUGCCUACAGAAGCAAAGCAGUUUAAAGGUUAUCUGGCAACGUCCUGAAAUUGAGAUGCACAGGAUAUCAUAAGUGGUAUUAUUUGACACACACUCCCUCCAGUGCUUUUGCUUCUACUGUGGUGAUAUCUGUGGCUAUGUUUAGUAAAUAGCAGCAUACAUGAAGAAUUCCCAGAAAAAAAAAAAAACACUUUACAGAACUAGUUUUUCCAGUUAGAAGCAAAGGGGCUGGGGAA